AUGCACCUCCUGAACCUAACACUGCAGCCACCCACGGCCGUGCAUUUGGCCGUGUAUGGUAAUUUCUCGGCCCCUCAGGCUCAAGAAUUUUUGGUGGCACGUGGUGAUGUGCUGCAGCUGCUUCGCCCCGAUGAGGCUGGUCGUCUGGAAGUUAUCAUCUCGACACAAGUAUUUGGGGUUGUGCGCGCUCUUCAGCCCUUUCGACUCACAGGAGGCGACCGGGACUUCUUUGUGAUUGGCUCCGACUCAGGAAAGAUUGUUGUUCUUGAGGUUAACCCUACUGCUAGUCGGUUUGAGGCCCGACAAAGCGAAGCUUACGGUAAAACGGGCUGCAGACGCAUCACUCCAGGUCAGUACUUGGCAGCCGAUCCUAAGGGCCGCGCUGUGCUUAUUGGAGCCGUGGAAAAGCAGCAGCUAGUUUAUGUCAUGAACCGCGAUGCAUCUAGUCGUCUUACAAUCUCAUCACCAUUGGAAGCUCAUCGCUCAAACGCCAUCCACUUGGGCGUCGUAGGGCUCGACGUGGGCUUUGAAAAUCCCAUUUUCGCCUGCUUAGAACUGGACUACGCUGAUGCAGAUGCUGAUCCCAGUGGCCAAGCAGCCAGAGAGGCCGUGAAGACGCUUGUGUGCUAUGAACUGGAUCUAGGACUCAAUCAUGUAACCAGACGUUGGAGUGAACAGGUCGUUAGGAGUGCUAAUAUGCUUGUGGCUAUCCCUGGGGGAGGUGAUGGACCGGGAGGAGUGUUGGUACUUGGACAGAAUGUGGUACAAUACAAGAACGAAGGCCAACCCGAAUUGACAUGCGCUAUUCCACGCCGAGCUGGAGAACAUCGAGAUAUUAUUAUUGUCUCGUCAGCUACGCACAAGCAAAGAGACCUCUUUUUCGUGCUAUUGCAGUCUGAAUUAGGAGAUUUAUACAAAAUCUCGCUCGAGUAUUCGGGUAACACAGUCGAUGAGAUCAAAAUUCAAUUUUUCGACACAGUGCCUGUGGCAUCGUCCUUGUGUAUUACUAAGACCGGAUUACUUUUUUGUGCGUCCGAGUUUUCGAAUCACUAUUUAUUUCAAUUUUUAAGUAUCGGUGAGGGAGAUAAUACAGCCAAGUGCUCAAGCUUGGCCAUGGAUCCGGCCGAAUUCCCGACAUUCUCGCUGAGAAAACUGACAAAUUUGGCUUUGGCUAGCUCAUCUCCUAGCUUGAGCCCAGUAACGCAAUUGCUGGUGGAUGAUUUAGCGAACGAACAAACUCCGCAAAUAUAUGCGUUUUGUGGUAACAGUAAUCGUUCAUCACUACGUGUGCUACGUCAUGGCCUUCCGAUCACAGAGAUGGCGGCUAGUGCGCUUCCGGGUGUUGCUAAGGCAGUGUGGUGCUUAAAAGAGUCGUAUUCCGACCAACAUGAUAAGUACAUUGUUGUAAGUUUCGAAGAUGCAACUUUGGUGCUUGAAGUAGGCGAAAGUGUCGAGGAGGUGGCUCAGUCUGGUUUUCUACGCGACCAUGGUUCAUUGUUAGUGGCUUUGCUGGAAGAUGAUUCGAAGCUACAAAUUCACACAAAUGGUAUUAGGCAUAUCCCCAAGUUCCAGUCUGUAACUGAAUGGAAGGCGCCCGGUAAGAAGGUAAUCGAGCACUGCGCUGCGAAUUCCCGCCAAGUUGUAAUUUCGCUCGCUGGUGGUGAGAUAAUUUACUUUGAGCUGGGCCAGUCAGGUGAGCUCGCAGAAAAGGGUAAACUAGAUCUCGGCUUUGAAGUAUGCAGUUUGGAUUUAGGAGAAGUUCCAGAGGGUCGUCAGCGCUUUCAAUUUAUGGCGGUAGGAAGUUGGGAUAACACAGUCCGUGUUCUAUCGCUAGACCCAAACGAGCUGUUCCGACAAAAAUCAACAUUAGCCUUGACGUCACAUCCUCACACGCUCUGCCUCGCCCAGCUGCAGAGCGAACCUGCAGCUCCUGACUCAGAGCACUCGUCGCAAGCGCUAUAUUUGAGCAUCGGUCUCGAUAAUGGUGUUUUGCAGCAAUCUCUUGUUGAUCCCAUCACAGCCGCUUUGACGGAUUCUCGCUCCCGCUUUCUUGGAACAAAUCCUGUAAAACUGUUUCGGGUGUUUGUAGAAGGAAAGCGCUCUAUUCUUGCCCUUUCUAGUCGUUCAUGGAUUUCAUACUUUUAUCAAACGCGGAGACAUAUCACCCCACUGUCGUGCGAGUUUCUUACCUAUGCGAGUUCUUUUGACACUGAGCAGUGUCCCGGUGGAAUUGUCGCAUUGACGAAUGAAGGCAUGAAGAUCUUGACAAUUGAUCAGCUUGGUGACACAUUUAAUCAGCAAAAAUGUAAUUUGCGCUACACCCCGCGCAAAGCGGUAGUACACUUACCUUCACGACGACUUGUCGUGGUUGAAAGUGAUCACAAUGAAUACGGGGCUGCUUACAAAAGACAGCAUGGAUUGCAAAUUCCUGAUAUUCAUAUGGUGUGCGAAGAAUUAGAUGUCAAUGAACAUGCCCGCAGCAUUGCUACUUGCGUGUUCCACGACCGGGGCGGCGAAGCCUUUUUUAUUGUAGGAACCGUGAAAAAAUUGCAGUUGCAUCCUCAAAAGGCGGUCGCAGGAGGUUGUUUACGUGUCUACCGUCUCGUUGAAGGAAUGCAGCUGGUGCUUGUGCACACAACCGAAAUUGAUGACAUUCCACACGCUAUGUGCGAGUUUCAGGGUCGUCUGCUUGUCUCUGUCGGACGAGCUCUUCGAAUUUACGACCUGGGAAAGAAAAAGAUGUUGCGCAAGUGCGAAAAUCGCAACUUCCCUUCCAUUUUAGUAGAGCUGAAGGCUCUUGGCGAUCGGAUUUACGCCUCAGAUAUGCACGAGUCUUUUCAUUUUGUAAAAUACAAAAAAGAUGAAAACCAGUUGGUGAUAUUUGCCGAUGACUGUGUGCCGCGCUUUAUCACUAGCAGCGUCUUGCUGGAUUACGACACGUUAUGCGGAGCAGACAAGUUUGGCAACAUUUUUAUCUCUCGACUUCCGUCCGAGGUCUCGGACGAGAUUGAUAACCCUACGGGCAAUCGAAUUCUCUGGGACUCUGGUCUUCUCAAUGGCGCCCCCAACAAGCUUGAGCAGGUGGCACAAUUCCACGUAGGUGAUGUCGUAACUAGCAUGGUGCGCACAACCUUGGUUCCUGGCGGAAGUGAAGCAAUAAUCUAUGCGACUAUCAUGGGCCGCAUUGGUGUUCUCAUUCCAUUUACCUCGCGUGAAGAUGUGGACUUUUAUAGCCACUUGGAAAUGUACAUGCGCCAGGAACAGCCCCCGCUUUGCGGCCGCGACCACCUGUCGUAUCGGUCGUAUUACAUUCCGGUGAAAAAUAUCACUGACGGUGAUUUAUGCGAGCAAUUUAGUACUUUGAGUGUGGAAAAGCAGGCGAGAGUGGCUGAAGAUCUCGACCGAACGCCCGCUGAGGUACUGAAAAAACUUGAGGAUAUUCGCAACCGUCUUCUAUAA
Plasmopara halstedii is the source of this 3459-nucleotide messenger RNA. Its product is annotated as pre-mrna-splicing factor rse1. The transcript is spliced from 2 exons. The record is from RefSeq and is a predicted model, not a curated record. Gene Ontology annotation, biological process: mRNA splicing, via spliceosome. Gene Ontology annotation, molecular function: protein binding; U2 snRNA binding. Gene Ontology annotation, cellular component: U2 snRNP; nucleus. The coding region runs from base 1 to 3459 and encodes 1152 amino acids. Lineage: Eukaryota; Oomycota; Peronosporomycetes; Peronosporales; Peronosporaceae.